CGAUAAUUUGCAAUCGUUGCAAAACACGUCGUGUGGAUUUUGUGAAACCGGCGGAUGUAUGCAGGAGGAUCCGGUGCGUGCUGACGAACGCUGCCAGUGUCAACACCUGCUGCAGGAGGAUGGUACCGGGCUGCUCAGUCGAGUAACAACUGUACAGUAUUUAGUAUUAUAACAAACAAAAUCUUCAGCUGCUUGAUUCCAUUCAUCUUGAAAAUGGCAGCUAAGCAAAGAAGCUCACGAAAGUCCCUCGGAAGUGUCAAGCAAGCUUCAAAGGCAGAAACCCAGAGCAAUUCUGAAAGGGAAAGUACUCAUCUUGGCCCUCGCAUUGAUUGGCGGCGUAUUAUUACUCGUCUGCUGAUGAUUGUUGGGAUAAUGGUUGUUGUAUACUUCAGCAAAGCAAAUAAGAUGGUUCCAUUUGCUACUCAAGAGGAAGAGAUUAGUAAACGUUCAGUAGAAAUUCAGUGUUCAACGGAUUAUGCUGAGGAGCUCAGGCAUUUUCAAGGAUGUACCCCCAAAAAAUGUGGUCGUGUUGUUUUUGACACAUUGGUAACACCCUCUGAAGUAGCAGCUCUUGUGAACAUUGGUGAGCGCGGACUGUCACUGGGAGGCUCGGCAGGUGGUGCCUCCAUUCUUGACUUGCAUUCUGGUGCGCUUUCACAUGGCAAUGCUUUUGUCAAUAUCUUCAAAUUAGAAGAAGCUAAAAAUCUGUUCACUGUUCAAGAUUUCAAGAUAUAUAGUCAUGUGAAGAAUAAGAUUCACGGUGCCAUUGCAGACCAUUUUGGCAUUAACAGAAGUGGACUGUAUCUCACACAUCCCACAUUUUUUUCACGAAUUACUCCUGCUCCUCCACAGACAAUUCACGAUGAGUACUGGCAUCCUCAUGUUGAUAAGGUGACAUAUGAGUCAUUUCAUUACACGUCUUUGCUGUACCUGGCAGACUAUGGACACGAUUUUGAGGGUGGUCGAUUUAUCUUCAUGGACAAGGACUCAAAUAAAACAGUGGAGCCUCGUUCAGGACGAGUGUCGGCUUUCACCUCAGGAUCAGAGAAUUUACACUACGUUGAAAGAGUGACAAGUGGAACAAGGUUUGCAAUCACAGUUUCCUUCACCUGUGACCCCAAACAUGCCAUUAAUGAUCCGACGUUACACAAGUGAUUUGUAUAUGUACUUACAUACUUUCAACAUUUAAAAAUCUCUAAAGAUUACUGGAAAACCACCUUCAGUAGCUUCUCGAGCUAAUCACUGGCCCAGUCAAACCUUGGGGAGAUGCACCAAGCAUCUGAAACUUGCCCUUGCCUUCCAAAAGCCAAGACCAGAAUCUAGCUCUACGAGGCAAGAGGAGCUUUGAAAUCAGAUAUCAACCAAAAACUGAGAAAAGUCACCAGAAAGAAUACACACAACAAAACAAACCACUGCUAGUAGAAAAUUAGAUACCUUCAAGUAAUAAGGCAAAUUAUCAUUGCCGUGGUGUAAACACCCUAACUGUGAUGUGCCUGACUACCACCAGGUGGUAAUCUAGGUGGUCCGGAGUACCAGUCAGGCCCCCAACCCCACCUUCACUCAUAAACUACUCAAACCAAACCCAUUCAACCCACAGACAGGAACAAAACAGGGUGCUACUGAGGAACCCCCCCCCUUUCCCCCACCCCCCAAAAAAUAGGUGUUUGAUUACAUUCAAGGCUUAAUUUCAUGUAGGGGGGUCCCUCAAUAGCUCCUUGAGCUAACUCACAACAACAGGACCUCUGCUGCAGAGGUCUGCAUUUUUUUAAAUAAAUGUACCAGUAAACAAAAAAGACAGCAAGGCCAAGGAGCACCCAAGGCAGAGAUGGACCACACUGAACAAGCCGAGCCUAAACAGCAGUUAAAUGGCCAGGACACAGCAAAGGAGUUCAGACCAACAUCUGGCUUAAACUAAAAUGCUCAGAGGUAUGCCUUGUGACUUAGACAGUGCUGCAGUCUUCCUGGCUUGGGGCCUUCUUUGAUAAUUACUUACUUGCCCAGAGGAAUACUAGAAUCCCAUACCUCUACCUUCUGGUGGUAGUUUAGCGCAUCAAGGUUAUGGUGUUACACCAUGGCAACGAAUGUUUGCCUUGUUACCAGGCUGUACCUGAUUUUUUUCAAGCAGUGGCUUGUUUUGUUACACUUUGUUUACCUGUUUUUAUCCAUCUGGGGUUAAUCUUCAAUUUUCAAGCUUCCCUUUACCUCAUAGAAAGAGUGAGAUUCUGGUCGUGGCUCGUAGUAAGCAAGAGUGGGCCUCAGAGGUCAGGUGCAUCUCCCUAAAGUUUGGCUGAACCGGCGCUUAGCUCGGGGGCGCUACUGAGGACCCCUGAUAGAAAUGGGAAUUUCAUUGCACUGAAUGCUUAAUUUGUAAUACAAAAUACUGUAUGAAGUGUCCUUUUAUAUCAUAUCUUGAAUAGGUUGAGAUUUGAUAGUUUAAAAAUAUAAUAUAUCCAGCUGCUGAUUUUAUUCUGCCCAUAGCUAGUUUGUCGCUAUUAUAAAGAAUAUAAUGUUGCUUUAUGGCAACACAAUUACCUUAGAUCUAUUUAUCUAAGGAUAUAUAGAUCUCUCCUUUUUAAUUUGUAUACAUUCCAAACAUUAAAUUGUAGCUUUUACUUUUACCAUUUUUAACUCUUUGAUAGUAAGUACAGUAAUAGUCAUAACCUCGGUUGUUGGAUUUCAGUUGAUCGGUUCAUAUAGACUCUAACUACUAUGUUAACUCCUGAAGCUAAUGUUGAGCAAUGCCUAAACUAUUAUGGUAGAUAGAAUUCUUUGGUAAACGCUUCAGGUGAUCCUUCGGUCCAUUUUUGUUUAUGCAUGAACGACACAUGUGUCCUGGGAGAUUUUAUAUCUGGGCAUUGACUAUCCUCUCAUGGAUAGAAAGAUUUUAGGUCUGUCCACCAUCUCUUGCUUGGGGAGGUUCUAAACAUAACCACCCCAUUAACGUAUGCCAGGAUGUUUUAUUCAUUGUUAUUCUUGUAUUUGACACUGUCAGUAUAUAUAAUGAAAGACUUGAAUAAUAUACAGUACUAUACAUUAUCAUCUUGUGAGGUAGUUUUCGCAUGUAUGAUAAAGUGCAGCACGUGUUACUAUGUGGUUUUUCCAUACUUGGAGAUGAGCAGUAAAGUAGACCAAAGUAAAAAGCAGUAAAGUAAACCUUAAAAGUAAACCAUUAGGAUUAUCAAGGCUCCCCUAAGUCAACUAAUGACCUUCUCCAGGAUGUGACCCACAGAAGUUGUCUAACUUCCAGCUACCUGUUUACUGCUAAAUAAACAAAGGCAGCAGGUGAAAGGUAACAUGGCCCAAACACUUCUGGCCUACCAUAGGAAUUAAACCCGGAACCUUUCUGCUGUAAACCGUCCACAUUGACCGCUGUGCCAAUUCAGUCUCGGCUCUAAACAGAUACCUAAGAAGCAAUAGCAAAGAGUAACACAACUUCAAACAAUUUUCCCCAAAUCCUUUGCAUAUACAUCUUUUACAUGAAUUAAGAAAUUUACAAGGCCUUGGCUCAUAUGAGACAGCUCCUGUUUAUAUCAUGGACUUAAAUAGGAGCUGCCUUGUGUUGGCCAAUAGGCCCAUACAUGAAUGAAUUUGGGAGGAUAUCAAUAAUUUGCAGCUACUGUUUAUAUCCAAAAUUCAUAUACUGGAUUUGGGCCUAUUGGGCCACAUAUCCUCUUAAACUCAUAUAUAGAAUUAUUAGUUCAUAGAGGGCAGCUUCUAUUUAUAUUUAUAAUAUAAAUAGGGGCAGCCUCAUAUUGGCCAGUUGGCCACUUUCAGUUUCCUUCAUUCUUAAUGAAGCAUCCAUUCACUGAUACUGUCUUAUGUUCAUUGGUACAUUCAUUAAUACAUACAUUGAUUCAUUCAUAUCAAUAAAUUAACACAUUCAUUCAUUCAUUGAUAUAUUCAUACAUUCUGUUUUUUAAACAUCAAAGGUUAACACUGAGAGUGGCUGGUUGGGCAGUGUGCAUGUGUUGUUAACAGCGUGUACCGACAUCAACAGAUAGGGUUAUGCUGCCACACAAUCAGCUUGUACAGUGGACGAAACCAGUUACAACGUAGAUAUUAUGUUAUUUAAAAUUUUCAUUACAUUUUGCGUCCAAAUGAAUAAUUUUGAAAGGAAAAAUAUAUUUUUGGAUAGGCAGUUAUGCGUGUAAUUACCUAAGCCGUGUGGUAGGGGAUUAGAAAUUUCUAUAAAUAUUAAAGUACUGUAUAAUCAAAUUUAAUUUAAAAAAUAAAAGUAGCCUUGGUAGCAUAAUGUUUAUACAGAACAAAUAUUAAUAUUUCUUCUUAUUAAUGUGUGACAUAUUACUGCAUAGAAAUCUUUGUUUCAGAUUAAAAGCAGCGGCUCAAAUAAAAUAUACAAAAAUUGUUUGCUAUUUCUAGUUAGAAAUUUAAAUGCAAUGCACAAAUUUAUGCACAAAUUGCAGUUUAUGCAACAAUUUGCUAUUCACUUAACAUAAGAAUUUAGGAAACUAGUAAAGGGCUGUUUGACCAUCUAACCUUCACUUGAAACAAUCAAGCAAUCCCAUGUCUGUCAUAUUAUAAAGUAAACUGUUUCCUAAAUGAACAAAUCUGUUUCCAAAUUAGCAUAUUCCCAUAUCUUGUUUUAGUCUAAAUUUAUCAAAUCUGUAUCCUGGAUUUACCCAUAGUAUAUAUAUCGAGCUCUGUCUCCUAAAACUAAAGGUAGUACAAAUAAGUAUGAUGCUGUAUAAUCAAAUGUUGGCCUUAAAAUUACAGUACUGUACUGUACUGUAAUUAUCAGUAAAUUCCAUAUGACAGUGAAAAUACAGUAAAUUACUGUCUAAAUAGCUACAGUAUUUUACUUUAUAUUUCUUCUUGAUUAUGUAUAAGCUUAAUGCAAGCAAAAAGAAAAAAGUUGUCUUUUGGUAUUGAGUACUUUAAUUCUGGAAUCAUCUGUUUAAUAUGAAAGAAGUGUGUAAUUUUGUUCACGCGUGUGUGAUUUGUGUGGAUGACCAGAGAAGUUGAUAAUAAAACACAGGCUAACAAAAACAGUAGGUAAAUUGCCAAUAUAGUACAAGCUGGAGUGGACAUUGGAGUUAACAUCCAUGGCCAACGACAAAAACAUUGAUGACCAAUGUACAUAGUUAGGAGAUGAUCGAGGCAACAGAUGUCCCAUGGAGGUUCAAGGUGUUGACAAGCGUUACUGGAGGAAGUUAAUCUGGUGGAAGAGCUAAUAUUUUGAUCGUGCUAACCCUAUGUAUAGUCAUUGUGGGAGCGUAGUCCUAACAAUGCAGGGUCGUCUUUGAGAUUGAGAUUGGCUGACUGCAGGGUCAGAGGGUGUACCUCCAGCUCCCCACCUUCAGAAGGUGGGGAGCUGGGAGUACCAGUGUAUGUGGCAGAGUAUAUUCAGCUCUUCCUGUUGUGUGACUAAAGAGUCCAAAUUUGUAAGCAUUUACAAUACCUUUACAGAUUUUAUCUACUGUAUUGGCCACUAUCUUUAUGCCUGUGGUGGCAAUAGAAAGCUCUGAUAUUGACCUAACUGAAAGGCCUAAUCUAAGAGUGAAUUGCCUUAUUACCAGAUCUCUCUCUCUUUCUCUUUGUACUGUAUUUUGGGUAUUUGCUUUUACCUACAUAAAUACAGUAUUUUAUUGUAACUGCAUACUGUACUUUAUAUCAGUGCGUAAUGAAAUCAAGUUGGCAAAAGUAGUGUAUUCAAUUUUUAGAAAUUUUACCGAGAGUUUAAUAAAAGAACAUAAUGUAAAGACGAGAUGAUGCUAUAAAUUUGCUUGGUGAUAGUUAUGUACACUGAAAUGCAUGGAGCCUGUCUCUGCUUUUAUGUGAAUAGUAGUUUUGUUUCUUAUCAGAAGCAAAGCAUCUAUUUAACGGGCUGUUAAGGUAGUUAAUAUUAUAUUGGGAUUUUUUUAUAUAUAAUAAUUAUACUGUACUGCAUACAGUACUGUGUAUACAUUCCAUCUUAACAUUUACUUUUAAGCUUCUCAGGAGUAAGCAGUAGACUACUGUAUUUUCAACACAGUAUAUAUUUAGUAUUAUUUCAGGCAAAGAAUGUUAUACGUUCUGUUAACAUGUUAUCCAUAUUAUAUUUCUGAAAUUAACAUACCUGAUUAUUUAUUAAGCUGAAAUAAAACUAGAUAUAUGUCAGGAUGUUGCUAGGCGUGUAAUGAAUACAAUACAGUACACUAAAACCUUGCUGAAUUGCACUACCUGUAAUCUAUGGCCUCAGUAAAUUUAUGGUGAUAUAGUCAUAAUGACUUGGUGCUUUCUCCUGAUAAUUAUCUUACGUUACCUCCUUUUAUGAAGACAAAGCACUCAGACUAGGGUGAAGCAUAGGUAUGCCUUCCAAACUCUAUGCAAAUCAAGUUGCGCUUCUGGUCGAGAUAGGUUUUACGCCAUCAUGGUGCAGUUGGUAGGUUGUGUGCAUAAUGAGUUCAUGAAUGCACGUUUGAUCCCAUCAUACGGCUUCAAUAUUUUCUUCAGAGUUUUCAUUUUACAGUCGAAACAGUAAAAGUUACAUUCUAGUGGUAGAAAAUCUACAGUAGGCUACAGAAACACUUUAGAGGUUUAAUGUAUUCGGUAUUACCUACAAGUUACUGUGAGUGCAAUAUGUUCUAUUUUGUAUACAUGUUUGUUUAUUUGAUGUGUUGAGUGAUAUUUAAGAAUAAGUAGGCCCAUAGGGGGAAACAAAGCUUGUAUUACAACCUGUCUUUGCUGUGAUACACAAACCUCUGUACCAAUUAGUGAGGUGUAAAGAGGUUUAACUCUAUUUUAAGUUUUGUCUAACUUAAAUACAACUAAUUUUAAUUUAACCAGAAUUUUAAGAAAUUGAUUAAUUAAUAUUGAAAAUAAUCAAUAUAUCUGUUAGCAUCUGUUAUACUUCUGUCUCGUUAAUUAAUUGGUUUACUCUAAUACUUGAUUAUCAAAGUACUGUAUUACUGUACUCAAAUAUAUAACUAAAACUUAAGUUGUUUGCUGGUUAUCUUGAAUAAUUUAAUAAAUAAAAUUAUAACAAAAUAUAAGACAAUUUCUUUACAGAUGUUAGUAUAUUCUGCCAAUCUUUUUUUUUUUCUCAUGUGAAAUUAAGCAGUUCAUUCGCUCAUUCUACCUUUGUAUUUUAUUUCAGCUUACUAAGUUGAAAGAAUAGUCUUCCAUAGUACAAAUUUAAUAUUAUUACUUUGCAACAGAAUAUUGAUAGUAAAAAAUAUAUAAAGUUGGCUCUUAGUCUGCACAAGGAUUACAUUGAUGAAGGAUGCUAUUCAGAGUGAAUUUGCUCACUGAAGUUUACUUUAAAAAUUAGUUUAUUUUUCAGAUACAAUACCUCCAAAACCACACUUUUGUCAUAAUGAAACAAUUGUUCCCAUGUGUGGUGUUAGGAUCAGACUGAUCCACUGAUUUUUCAGUGUCUGUUCAUGGUGUCAUGUCCAGUGUGUUAUCAGUUGACAUCAAGCUAGCAGGAUUUUUUUUUUUACUUCACCUUUAAUUGAACCAUAGAAGUUAUGGUGAUUACAAUUGUGGAGGACAGUUGCUCCAUGUCACUAGCAUCCUGGAAACUCCAUUAAAUUAAAUUCCCAUCAAGCCCAUGCAUUGUAAGCCUAUAAGGGACAAAUAAGGCCAAAUCUAGACCCAUUUAUAGAGGUGCAGAGAGCUGAGGAUACUAAAUCGCUCAAACCGAGAAAGACAACCAAAAAAGGUAGAAUGAAACAAAACAAAUCGGUAAAAAUGAUCCACCCAGGAGUUAGGUUGGUUUCUCUCUCUAGUAGCACUUCUUCACUAGCAGGAGGGUAUCACCUCCAGCUUCUGGCUCACCUCGAACAACUCGACGGUCAUUAAACCUGAUGCGGCUGUGUAAAUGUCUUAUCCACUAGUCCUUUCAGGUCUUAGUUUUUCACACAAGUGAAGGCCAUCCUUCAGACUGGCCUGAGAGGGGCCCUAUUUUCUUAUGUUCUUGUUCCUUCAUUUUGUAUUUGCUUCACUUGUGGGUUUGUAAGAGCACUGCUUGUGAGGUACAGAAACUUUCCCUUCAUGCUGCAUAUGUCUAGUUUCCCUUCUCUAGGUGUUCACUGGUGCUGUCCCUUUGUCCCUACCCUGAGGGAGUUACCAUCCCAGUUGGGUAUGGGUGACCAUCCCUAAGAAGCUGUCCUGUGGAAGGAGCCUUGCCUCAAAUUCAUUAGUACACAGGUCUUCAACUCCUCUGCAAGUCUCAUACAUUCAGGGUUGUCGGUGUUUUACCUCCUUGAGUAGCACAGGGAGUAUUUGUACUUUUUUACAGUGAGCCACUUACCCCUUUUUCAGCCGCCUUUGCAACCCGUCCUCACAUAAUACACCGCAUUUUGACAUAAAAAUCCCCAACAACCAAAUACACGGGUGCUGCAAAUUGUAGCGGCUUUCAAACAUUAAUGUUUUCUAUACAUGGGUCAGUGGGUUAGGUUAGGUUUGAACAUUUUAGUACACCAUUUUCUGUCCAUUGUAGCAGCUAGAGAGGAUGGGUUGGUCUAUGCCCCUAGGCUGCAUUCAGCCUUUACUGUACUAUCCUUGGCAAGCUACCCCUUUGCCCAGUGUUCUUGCUUGGUCUGUAUUUUUAAAAUCUGACAAGCCCUUAGCAUUCUUGGGUAAAGUUUGGCAUGGUUCUCUGAGCACACUUGCAGGGAUGCAAAUUUGAAGGACAUUCCUUGGUUUUAUUACAUCCAAUAACCAUCUUUGCUGCAUGUUGUGGGGGGGGGGAAGCUUUCCACCCUGAAGCCCACAACAUGUGUGUCCAUUCACUGUAUUGGCUGUGCCUCAGUCUCUCAACUCUGCCUUUCAGGAGGCUGCUGCUAUAUGAGAGAAGUUUUUUCCUGUAUGUUUGCAGUUUGGUGAUGGUGUGUUUGCCCUAGAGUUGGCCCCUUUGUCAUUUUAUGAACCAGAGUUAGAGCAGUUUGAGGUUUUCCAUCAGUUUUCCCAGUUUUCCAGAGUUUGUUAAAAAAAUCACAAACUCUGAUUGGCUAUUGAUGAUAGGAAAAUCUAGGAAGUGAUUGUAGGCCAGAAUCUUCAGCUAUGAACAGCUGUUUUGCGAGUAUUGCUUUGUGGAAUAGUGUCAAGAACUAUAUACACAUACUGUCUAUUGAUGGGAAAUUUUGUUAUAAAAUUUAUUAUUAUUUUUCAAAUGUAAACAUGUUUAAAAUACUAUAUACUGGAUGAGGCAAUGAAAGGCAAUUCAUUUCAUAAACUUCCUAUAUUUUAAGUGUUCUGUAUGAGAAGUUGGGCAGUGCUGAUGAACAACUGCUCUUGUAUUAUCAUAAAAUUGCUGUAAUUAUCUAAGUGUAGUUACAGGAGGAGAGCUCUGCUUGUGGUCUCCCAUCUUCCCAGUACUCUCUCAUAUAAUGCUCUGAAAUUACCUAUGAUUUUAGCCUCCAUUGUCUUCUCACUUGUUCUACCCAUCUACCACUCUGUUUGGAAAAUAGAACUUUCUAAUAUUUUUCCACCACCUUUGUUUCCUUUGUUUAAAGCUAUGAUCUCCUGUUCUUGAAGUUAUAGAUUUCAAUAAUUCUUCUUGUCAAUUUUUAAAAUUCCUGUUGCUAUUUUGCAUGUAGUGAUCAUAUCACUUCUACUCUAGUUUUGGUAUAGUGUGUUUAACACCUGCAGCCUCUCCUUGUAGCUCUUGUUUUACAGUUCCAGAAACCAUUUUGUAAAAUGUCUUUGCACCUUCUCCAGUUUAUUAAUGUGCUGCUUCAGAUAUGGACACCAUGCAAGUGCUGCAUAUUCCAAUUUUGGUGUCUCAAAGGUUGUAAGGAAUGAUGGGUAUGGUGUACAUGAUAAAUUAACUGAAAGGUAA
Messenger RNA from Procambarus clarkii (red swamp crayfish), 9784 nucleotides. Its product is annotated as 2-oxoglutarate and iron-dependent oxygenase domain-containing protein 3. Gene Ontology annotation, cellular component: membrane. The record is from RefSeq and is a predicted model, not a curated record. Lineage: Eukaryota; Metazoa; Arthropoda; Malacostraca; Decapoda; Cambaridae. Gene Ontology annotation, molecular function: L-ascorbic acid binding; iron ion binding; oxidoreductase activity, acting on paired donors, with incorporation or reduction of molecular oxygen.